Molecule: messenger RNA, 1197 nt
Organism: Corticium candelabrum
Lineage: Eukaryota; Metazoa; Porifera; Homoscleromorpha; Homosclerophorida; Plakinidae
Product: spermidine synthase-like
Exons: 8
Coding region: 88-951 (287 amino acids)
Biological process (GO): polyamine metabolic process
Molecular function (GO): catalytic activity
Source: RefSeq, a predicted model, not a curated record
AACGUCGUGUAACCGGCGCGCGUUCUGGACGCGUUCGGUUUUACGUGGCACCUCCGAUGUUGAUAUUGUGCACAGCUACAAAUUAAAAUGUCGGGUAUCGUAAGAGAUGGAUGGUUUAGCGAACGAGACACGUUCUGGCCAGGUCAGGCUCUCUCAAUAAAAGUGGACGAGAUCCUAUACGACAAGAAAUCAAACUUUCAAGACAUUCUCGUUUUCAGAAGCAAUCGUUUUGGGACUGUUCUUGUGUUGGAUGGUGUUGUUCAGUGUACGGAGUUGGAUGAAUGUUCAUACCAGGAGAUGAUAAGUCAUGUACCACUUUUCAGUCAUCCUAAUCCACGGAAGGUUCUUGUCAUUGGUGGUGGUGAUGGAGGAGUGAUACGUGAGGUCGUGAAGCACCCAGAGGUUGAAGAAGUAAUUCAAUGUGAAAUUGAUGAGGAUGUUAUACAAGUUAGCAAGAAGUUCUUACCUAGUAUGGCUGUAGGAUAUAGCAGUAGCAAGCUUGUGCAACACAUUGGUGAUGGACUGGCUUUCAUGAAAGAGCAGAGAGGACAAUUUGAUGUAAUUAUAACUGAUUCAUCAGAUCCUGUCGGCCCAGCACAAGCUUUAUUCACUGAUGAUUAUUACAAGUUGGUGAAGUCAGCAUUAAAGCCUGAUGGAUUGGCUUGUUCCCAAGGCGAGUGUUACUGGCUGCACUUACCGCUGAUCAAGGAUAUGCUGCAAUUCUCUCGAGGUCUGUUUCCCGUUGUCAACUACUGCAGUACUACUGUAGCAACCUAUCCAUGUGGACAGAUUGGAUUUCUACUCUGCAGCAACAAUUCCGUGACCCAGUUUGAGAAACCGCUCCGACAUUUGUCUGAUCCGAAAUCUAUGAAUCUGAAAUGGUACAGCCCUGAGAUGCAUAUGAAGUCAUUUGUUAUGCCACAGUUUGUCAAGGAGGCACUGCUAAUGUAACUAUUGCAGUCCAUGUUUUUCACCAAAGUUCUGGCAACAGUUUUAUGUGUGAAUUAUAAUUUAUUGUUCAGUAUAGGUGCAUGUGCAGGUGAUCAAAAGGAUGAAGUUGUGAGAUUUUGUGUUACUGUAGCAAGUGACUGUGACCUAUUAGAGACACAUUAAACAAGAAAUACUAAAUGUUUGUGAAAUGUAUUGGUUAUGGCCACAUAAUAGUCUUGGCGUAAUAAUAUUAACUGAUGUUCAGCA